Molecule: messenger RNA, 3122 nt
Organism: Alosa sapidissima (American shad)
Lineage: Eukaryota; Metazoa; Chordata; Actinopteri; Clupeiformes; Clupeidae
Gene: wdr32
Product: WD repeat domain 32
Exons: 7
Coding region: 188-1711 (507 amino acids)
Cellular component (GO): Cul4-RING E3 ubiquitin ligase complex
Molecular function (GO): protein binding
Source: RefSeq, a predicted model, not a curated record
UAAGUUCGCACUGUAUUUGUUUGUUUUAACGGUGUCGGUGUGCCCUGUGCAGUGGUGUCUCCGUUAAGACGGCAGGGCGACAGGAUCUGCCGUCUGGAACAGCAGGUGUUGACCGGUUAUUUAGACCGGAUCUUUUAUUCCUCUUAGUGACGAAAACAACGACGUCGCGACCUCUGCAAAUGCCAGAAUGAGCUCGGGUGGCCCGGGCAGCGACACCGAGGAGUCUCAAGACAGGCCCUUUAGUCGAGCCUCUGAGCGAGACGAACCGGAGGAGGAAGAGUCCGAAGAUGAAGAAGAAGAGGAGGAAGAGGAUGAUAACCAAGAGCAAGCUUGUGGGAGCAACAGCGGGAAUGCUCAAAACCAGAGUAGCUCGAGACAUGAGCAUGGGGAGCGCACGCCUGCCUCUGGCGUGUGUGACUCUAUUUUCUCGUGGAUCUGGAAGCGGAGUGUCCGCCGGGGCCCAUACGUUGACCCAUCUAGGGAUAAUUUUCGUACCAUGACGAGUCUGUAUGGAUCAAUGAACCCUGCGAGCGAUUCAGUGAACCUGAACACGCAGACUCACGGUGCAGUCUUUAACCUCGAAUAUUCACCAGACGGGUCGGUGCUGACGGUGGCUUGUGAACAGACGGAGGUGCUGCUCUUUGAUCCGGUGUCCUCUAAGCAUAUCAAAACUCUGGUGGAGGCGCACGAGGACUGCGUCAACAACAUCAGGUUUCUGGAUAACCGGUUGUUUGCUACAUGCUCGGAUGACACCACGAUUGCUCUCUGGGACCUACGAAACUUGAGUGGGAAGGUUUGUUCGCUGCACGGCCACGCCAGCUGGGUGAAGAACAUCGAGUAUGACACACACACACGUCUACUUGUCACCUCCGGCUUUGAUGGGAAUGUCAUCACCUGGGACACCAAUAGGUUUACGGAGGAUGGCUGUCCCCAUAAGAAGUUCUUCCACACGCGUUAUCUGAUGCGAAUGCGUCUGACUCCGGACUGCAGCCGCAUGCUCAUCAGCACGUCCUCUGGUUACCUGCUCAUACUGCACGACCUGGACCUGACCCAGAGCCUGGAGGUUGGCAGCUACCGCAUCCUACGAGCCCGCCGCACUCCGCUCAGCACAGAUGGGUCUCCAUCUAGCUCACGGUCAGUUGGUGUUCCCCGCCAUGGAAACGACUCUAGCAAACUCCACCCCCAUAGAGAAGGUAUGUCUCCCAGGAACAGUCUGGAGGUGCUGACUCCCGAGGUUCCUGGAGAGAAGGAGAGGGGCAACUGCAUCACCUCCCUACAGCUGCAUCCCAAGGGCUGGGCCACACUACUGCGCUGCUCCAGCAAUACAGAUGACCAGGAGUGGACGUGUGUGUACGAGUUCCAGGAGGAGGAGCCUCAGCGCCACUCGGUCCUCCCGCGCUGCUCGCUGCGCCUCACCCACUACAUCGAGGAGGCCAACGUGGGCCGCGGCUACAUCAAGGAGCUGUGCUUCAGCCCGGACGGCCGGCUCAUCUGCUCGCCUUACGGCUACGGCGUGCGGCUGCUGGCGUUCGAUGGACGCUGUGGCGAGCUGACCGACUGCCUGCCCACGCGCACGGCGCUGCUGCGCGAGGUGCGCUCGGUCUACUCGCACAGCGACGUGGUGCUCACCUCCAAGUUCUCGCCCACGCACUGCCAGCUGGCCUCGGGAUGCCUGAGCGGACGCGUGGCCCUCUACCAGCCGCACUUCUGAACUGGACCAGGGGAUGGGGCGGGGCGGGAGAGCGGAGGUGGCCAAGUGUCUCUGUCUGUCUUUGUGUGUGUGUGUGUGUGUGUGUGUGUGUGUGUUUGUAUAACUGGGGUUGGGUGGUUAUCAGGAGAGAUGCCUUGCCGUGCCAUGCAACAUUUUGUGUUGGAGAAGGAGAUGGUGUGUGCGUGCGUGCGUGUGUGUGUGUGUGUGCGUGCGUGCGUGUGUGUGUGUGUGUGUGCGUGCGUAUGCGCGUGUGUGUGGUUGACCCAUACUAUGUGUUGUGCGGCAGGGUCAUAGUUUACGGCAGCUGCUAACCACAAGGCUCUGGGUGUCUGUGUGUGGGUGUGCAUUGGCCAGUGUGACUAUGUCGUAUUUGCUUGGAUAGUUGGAUGCUGUGUCACUGUGUGUGUGUAUGAUGAGUGAUGAUCUAUGAACUUUUACUUGCAGCUCUGUAGCUCAUAAAAAAAAAAUAUGAAGAGGAUUAAAAAAAGAAUGUGCUUUUUCUCUCCGUGUGUGUGUGUGUGUGCGCGCAUCAAAUCAAUUUUAUGCUCAAACAUUAAGAUGGAAUUUUCUGCUGCCUUCCUUUCAGUGCUGCUUUUUCUGCGCUUACAAUCUCACCUUUAAACUUUGAACCUCUCAUAGCCUUUCGCUCUGCAAAGCCGGCCUUUGACCUCGGGACCUCUGUUUGUGACGUGGUCACUGCUGUGAUUUUUUUAAGAAUGCUGGCAUGGACUCUAAAGGAACUGUGACCACAAGCUAGAAGAUUCCACAAAGUUCUACAAAAGAGGCCAUGCUACUCCGUUAUGGCAGUGUUCGGUUGGUGUAGUUACCAUGCUUGGCACACAUGGUAUCAAUGUACACAUCUGACAUGGCUACUUGUGCAUCAUUAUCACACACACACACACAGACUCACACAUGCACAAGUACACAUUCUAUGACUGACAUUUACACAAACUCAUUUCUUUGUCUUUUGUUUUGUUUUAUACUAAAACAUUAAGUGAUGGUUGUGAAGCUAUAUUAAGCCAUUUGGUACAUUUGUUUGUAUGGAUUUAAGGGAGAAUGAUUUGGGAUGAGGGAGUUCGUGUCACCAUGAAUGUGUGUAUGUGUCUGUGUGUGUGUUUGUGUUUGUAUGUCUGAAUCUUAUUGAGUGUUGUCAUCUAUACUCUCUUCACUCUUCUUUCAUUGGCCAACAGUUGUAUGUAUGUUGAUGACUCUGUGGGCAGAAAGGAUGCUGGGAAUUGUAGUCCCAUGAGCUGAACUCUAUCUGGACACUAAAGGACCUUCUUAGGCACAGGUAACAUGAUUGCCUGACCACACCUCUCUGCUCCAGGGAUAAGUUCAUAUACUCUUAAUUAUAGUUAUUAAAAAAGUGGUACGGUGGUAAAAAAGUAAUAAAAAGAAGACUGUUUUUCCA